This is a messenger RNA of Oikopleura dioica, 1569 nucleotides long. The record is from the annotation of a GenBank genome assembly. NCBI's taxonomy places the organism in Eukaryota, Metazoa, Chordata, Appendicularia, Copelata, Oikopleuridae.
AUGAAAAUUUCAGGAAUUUUAUUCACUACUGUUUUUGCGCAAGAAUCUUCAGGAGAGCAACCUCAGGUCGAACCUCAAGUUGAGGUCGAGUCGAAAUCAGCUGAUGAAGGAAUUCUUCUCGAGAGCGAUUCUACCCCAAAACUUCCGACGAUCAUGGAGCUCGUGGAACCUCUCUAUCAGGAAUGCCAAGCCUCCAUCGACUGCGAAAACAAAGUGCCUGCUCGAUGCCGUGGACUGGGCGAGAGCUGCGCCCAGAGCGAUCCCAUCAACAACCCUUGCGACUACCACUGCGUCACGGAAUGCCCCGAAAACCAAGAAAGCGUCCUCGUCGAGGGCUUCAAUGGAAAAACCUUUCGCAAAUGCGUCCCUCUCGAGCAAAUUCAACGGAUGAGUAGCUUUCGAUGCUCCUCGGACGACGCUACCGUACCGCAGUUCGAAAUGCAAGUGCCGAAGAUUAUCAAACACAAGUACAUCGAAGACAACCGAUUUCAAACUCUCAUCCCUUUUUACGAAGAAGGAGUUUCCUUUGCCAACUCUAGCUGUCUUCAUGUUGAUGAGUCUGAAAACUUUCUCAUUUUCCGGGGGCCGCUGGAGGGAGUGGAUGAAUGCCAAAUCAACCACUUUGUCGAGUUUGAUGAUGAAAACUUGUACGAUAUUUACUCAGGUACGAUCGGAUACGACGAUCUCGUGGGCAAAAUUGGGACCCGAGAAGUUGUCUACCGAAAAGGAGCUCACCACGACUUCGAAUGCCGAAUCAAGCGGUCGGGAAAGGUCGAUUCCGAUCUCCUGGCCGAAGGAGAUCGUCUUUCCACAAAUCUCACCGACGAGGCCGCCACCGAGUUUGAGAUUCUCAGAUGCACGGAUGAAUCCUGCGAGGAAACUACCGACAGUUCAAUAAUCAAUAUCUCACCUGACUCGCUUGAUGAUCCCAUGCUUUGGUUCAAGGUUCGAGCAAAGACAGACAACCGAUACGCUCAUUUGCGUUCCUGCUCUCUCACAUUCGGCGACGGAGACGCGGCUGAGAGCUUCGAUGUCAUUGAAAACGGUUGCUCGAUGAAUGCACCCUUCACAGUCCUCGAUAAGGUUCGUGAGACGAUUGCGUUUGAUAAAAUCGGGCAAAUCGCCUUCAUGGACUUUGACAAAUUAAGCGAGCUGACGAUGUCGAUCGAGUGCACUGUCGAUGCGUGCUUGCCACCUGCUUUCGGUGUGUACUCAUGCGAGGUAGCUUCUGCAUGCCAAGGGCGAUACGAUCCAAUUUACAGCACUUAUGGAAUCGAAACAAACGAGCCAUUUAGGCGAAAAAGAUCGUCUGACGACGAGACAAGCGGUGUUGUCAAAAUGACUGUCGAGCAUCCUUGCGCAAGAAUUACGAAUGAUGAUGACAUGAUCUGUAUUGAAGCAGAGAACUCCGAGCCCAAUGCUCUCAACAGAUGCUGGACACGUGCUAUCUGCGAUGCGUAUAGAAGAGAAACCGAGGAAACGAAAAUCAAUGAAGCUAUCACUGGAGAUGCUGCCGUGACCCUCGCGUCUGCUACUACGCUCGCUCUUUCCGCUUAUUUCAUGCUUUAG